AUGAGUUCAGCGGUUAAUUCAGAUAUUGACCCAGAUUUAAUCCUCAAAAAGCUGAAGCAGCUUUUUCUAUACUACUCAUCUAUAAGUUCCCAAGACUCCUCAAGUUUCAUAACUCCACAAAAAUUCCUAAAGCUGCUUAAAGAUUCCGAAGUUCCAGACAGGUCGCUUAAACCCCAAGAUUUAGAGAUCCUUAUCUUGUCUGGCAAAAAGAAACAAAAGCAAAUCAACUUUGACUUAUUCUGUAGCAUCCUCAUCAAAAUUUCUAAGUCUAAAUACGCAAAUUCCGGAAUUUCUCAGUCAGCGACAAGUACAUUAUAUGCUUUGCUUAAUGAAAAUAUUUUGCCUUUAUUAGAUGCUCUAAUUGAAUCUGGAAAAAUCACACAAAUUGAAGAAAUUGAUUCUACAAUUGAUGAGGAAUGUAUAGAGAUCAUCAAUUCUGCAUAUGAAGUGUUAAAAGAAAUUUACCGAAAUAACUUUGUAUGGGAACUCAUCAGUUCUGAAGAGAAAUCUGUCAUUUCUCAGAGAUCGAGACAAACCUUUAUGGCAAUGCUGAACAAUUUCAAUAUUAUUCCAGAUUUAUUAACUCCAGUUGCAGCCAAUAAGCUAUGGCAAGAAAUUGCUGAAAACUCAUUUGAGUCUCUGAAAACAUCGAAUUAUGAAGAUUUGGGGAAAGUUUUUACAUUAAAGAAAUUUGUGGUAUUCCUGCUCAGAAGUGCUAUGAUUGGGAAUUAUGCUGGUAGAAUUUUGUCGUCAAGCGAAAAACUGUCAAUUUUCCUUGAAAAGCUUCAAAUGUCUGAUGGGUUUAGCCGCAUCGACAAUAGACUUUGUAGACCUCAUAGCGAAAGGAGGCUAUUUUUUUUACCUUCAAGACAUUUACUCUUGAGCAAUUCUUCGGCAUGCAUCAAAACUUUUCCCAUAAACACCAGUCGAUAAAUAACAGUUCUUACCGAGCAAAUAUAUUGACCAAUGAUGCAAAAAAAUAUCUGUCGAGGAAAAAGUCAAAACCAAAAUGCAUGCUUCAGCGAAAACAUGUCUUUUCUGUCAGAUCCUAAAGUAAUUGACCUGUUAAAUGGUAUAGCUAAAGAAGAUAUAAAGCUGAAUACGAUAAGUUCUGAAGCUCCUAUAGGUUUUAACAUAAGCGAACAAAUGUAUAUCCAAUUAGAGCUGCAUAUGGAAAAAAUAGAAAGCGUUUUUCGCUUAUAUUGCUCUUGAGGAAAUCAUAUGAACGCCAAUAAAUUAAAUUCCAGCAAUUUUAUAAGGCUUCUGACUUCAGCAGAGAUCAUUGGGGAACCUGAUGAAGAAAAUAAAAUAACAAGAGUUGAUGCAAAUUUGAUUUUUGUUAGCGUGACACAUAAGAAAAAUAAAACAAAUAAAGUGACGAUUAACUUUAAAAAAAAGAGCUAUUUAGGACCUAAAGACAAUGACUUUGGAAAAAUGAGCUUCCAACAAUUUUUGAAAGCAUUAGAAAUCAUCUCUGGAAAAGUCUACCAGGAUUUGCCUCAAGACCAAGCUUUUCUAUACCUAAUUAUAAUGGAAAAAAUACCUUUUGGUAACACUUAUUCUUUUUCAUAUAUAAAAUAUGAUAAAGGCUAAUCACUAUGAAUAUUUUUAUUCAUUGUAAUUAGGUUUAUCUUUAAUUGAAAAUCGCUUAUUGGUGCUUGAUUUCAAUAAUUCUACUGAAAACUACUUAAAAGGACUAUUAAGCAUAGUUAGAGAUCCCAGCAUGAGCGAAAUUUACUCAACCCUUCGUCAAACUUUAUCUCCAUAUAUCCGCUUAUAUCUUGAUGAAAAAAGCCAAUUGGACUUUCCACAAGCUGUCAAAUUUUGUACCGAUUUCUCAAUUUUCCCUAAUGUAAUCACAAAAGCUAAACUCACACCAAUCUUUUAUUGUUUAGCUGAUAUUUAUUCGAAAAAUUCUUUGGUCAUAUCAGGAACCCAAUCUUUAACAAAAAGUGCCAAAUCUUUGGUUGAGGCCCAUGAUACUGAAUGCAUAAACAAUGAUCUCUUUAUAGAUCUAAUUGCCAUGGUCUCAAUAGAAGGAAACCAAUCUGAAAAAAGCAGCACUGAAAAAAUCUGUAUAGCAUUAGAAAAAAUAUCUCAGAGCAAAGGACCUUCAUUGAUCCCUUUAAUGACUGGGUCUCCUAGAACUGCUGGGCUGCAUAGAUCUGACUACUUGAUGAUGGUGAAAAAAGAAGAAAAAAAGCAAGAGCCUGUUAUCAGCUUCAGAGAGGUACUAUUAGGUAGAAUUGAAGAGCUAUAA
Molecule: messenger RNA, 2260 nt
Organism: Blepharisma stoltei
Lineage: Eukaryota; Ciliophora; Heterotrichea; Heterotrichida; Blepharismidae
Source: the annotation of a GenBank genome assembly